Molecule: messenger RNA, 1102 nt
Organism: Corylus avellana
Lineage: Eukaryota; Viridiplantae; Streptophyta; Magnoliopsida; Fagales; Betulaceae
Product: protein PLANT CADMIUM RESISTANCE 12
Source: RefSeq, a predicted model, not a curated record
UAGAACUCCGUAAAACAAGAGUGCUCAUUCAUCAACAGUAGAGGUUUUCCAGAGAUAAAAAUCCCCACAUAGUUGUUAAAUUCCUCAACAAUCAAGCUUAUGUCAAACUGUUCAUCUUUUAGCUUUUAGAGCUAGCUAGCACAAACUUACGCCCAUAGAAUAACAUAUACGAAAUCGUUUGAAGCUGUCAACAAAGCCGCCGGUUGUAACCAGCCCAAUAUAUUAAAGAUAUAUAUGGCAGAAAGAAAGAAAGAAAUAAUAGAAAAGUGUUCAUCUGAAUACUUAGAGACUCAACCUGUUCAUCUGCUCUACAGAUGAUAGAAGAGUUUACAGAGUACAGGAAGACACCUCCAUUGCCUAUAAAUGUGAAGGUAUUCAGAAAUGUCCUGCAGAACCUACCCACAACGACAUUUCUAGUCUGUAGCAGCAUGUAUCCAAACAACCAGGAAGCUCCACCCCCUCCAAUUGCAGGCCCACCACUUGCCAAGUCUCACAAUGGGCAAUAUUGGUCUACCGGACUUUGUGAUUGUUUUGAUGAUCCCUCCAACUGUCUCAUAACAUGUUGCUGUCCAUGUAUCACCGUAGGCCAGAUUGUGGAGAUUGUUGAUAGAGGAACUACAUCAUGUCUCAUUGGUGGCCUCUUCUACGCUGGUUUGGCCUAUGUUGGCUGCGGAUGGCUAUACUCUUGCACCUACCGCUCCAAACUACGAGGCCUCUUCUCUCUCCCAGAAGCUCCGUGCGUAGAUUGGUUGGUUCAUUGCUGCUGCUGUGCAUGUUCUACUUGUCAAGAGUAUAGAGAACUCAAAAUUCGUGGGGCUGAUCCCUCCCUAGGUUGGGAAGGCAAUGUAGAGAAGUGGAACCGGGAAGGAUUGACACCUCCUAUAGUUGCAUACGGCAUGGCUCGUUAGUGGAGUGGAAUUGUGUCAAUAAGAUUUGAAAAGAUGCUGCAGAAAGAUUGAGAAUGCUAUAUACAUUCGAUUGUGAAGCCCGUUUUGUGUAUAAUUGUUACGGGUCUAUAGCUUUAUAUUCUUUUUAAGAUAUUGUCAUAAUGUGUUGUGUCCAAUGUGUGUGCUCGGUUAUCUUUGCUUUAUGCAUUUGUGUC